AUGUGGGAAAAACGUGUGGAAAGCAUCUGGAGUGGAGGAGAGUCCCUUUACCAGCUUGUUUCCUGUUCUAUUCGUGGUUGCCACCAGAUUUUCCCUUUGCUGCGCAAGCUUACCUGCCUGUGCAGGCAGGCAGGCAACCAGCAAGGAAGAUGCUGCUUUUCCCGGGGCCGAAGAAGUGCUGCUUACAGUGUAGUGCGGCCAGCUGCGGUGUCGCCUGCUCACCCGGUGCCCAAGCACAUAAAGAGGCCAGACUAUGUGACGACAGGCAUUGUACCAGCCUGGGGAGACGACAUAGAAAUUAAGAAUGAAGAUCAGAUUCAAGGGCUUCGUCAAGCUUGUCAGUUGGCCCGUCGUAUCCUGCUACUGGCUGGAAAGGGCUUAAAGGUUGGCAUGACAACUGAAGAAAUAGAUUCCAUUGUUCAUCAUGAAAUAAUCAGACAGAAUGCCUAUCCUUCCCCUCUGGGCUACGGAGGGUUUCCAAAAUCUGUCUGUACUUCUGUAAACAACGUGGUAUGUCAUGGUAUUCCUGACAGUCGACCUCUUCAGGAUGGAGAUAUUAUCAACAUUGAUGUCACGGUGUAUUACAAUGGCUACCAUGGUGACACUUCGGAAACCUUUUUGGUGGGCAAUGUGGAUCAAUCUGGGCAAAAGUUAGUGGAGGUUGCCAGGAACUGUCGAGAUGCAGCAAUUGCAGCCUGCGGCCCGGGGGCUGCCUUCGCCGUAAUUGGGAACACAAUCAGCUCUGUGGCGCGGCAGGGCGGCUUCAGUGUGUGCCCCAGCUUCAUCGGCCAYGGCAUCGGCUCCUACUUCCACGGGCACCCCGAGGUGUGGCACCACGCCAAUGACAGUGAUUUGUUAAUGGAAGAGGGAAUGGCAUUCACAAUAGAGCCGAUAAUAAUGGAAGGAUCCCCGGAGUUUCAUAUUCUGGAGGACAAGUGGACGGCGGUCUCGGUGGACAACAAGAGAUCGGCGCAGUUUGAGCACACCGUUGUGAUCACGCCGCAGGGAGCGGAGGUCCUCUCGAAGGUGGAGGGAGAAGGCUGA
Messenger RNA from Nothoprocta perdicaria, 1044 nucleotides. RefSeq names its product methionyl aminopeptidase type 1D, mitochondrial (gene METAP1D). The transcript is spliced from 10 exons. The record is from RefSeq and is a predicted model, not a curated record. Bases 1 to 1044 code for a protein of 347 amino acids. Gene Ontology annotation, molecular function: metalloaminopeptidase activity. Gene Ontology annotation, biological process: proteolysis. NCBI's taxonomy places the organism in Eukaryota, Metazoa, Chordata, Aves, Tinamiformes, Tinamidae.